AUCCCGGUGUCGCAGCCGAGUCUCUUAUUUAUGAAGCUCCUCCUCGAAAUUUAUUGCAUUUUCCUUUUCAUUAUCCCUACGUUCAAAAUGGCUAGUUCUCUUCGCAACAUCAUCGUCGUUGGAGGUUCUUUCGUCGGGCGGACCACCGCUCAGGAGCUUGCAAAAGUGAUUCCUCCGACACACAGAGUCCUCCUCACCGAGCCGCAUAGCCAUUUUCACCAUCUGUUCACUUUUCCCCGAUUUGCGAUCGUUCCCGGACAGGAACACAAGGCAUUCAUUCCAUACAGUGGCCUCUUCUCGGUCGUGACCGAAUCAAAGUCACACAGUGUGGUUCCGGCGCGCGUGACAUCAGUUCACUCCCAGCAUGUGCAGCUUGAUCGGGAAUGGCAGGGUUCCACAGAGAUCCCCUUUGAUUACCUCGUGGUGGCCACUGGCACGCGCCUGUCGAAGCCCGCCGCAAUGGAGAAGGACGACAAACUAUCCUCGGUCGAGUACCUACAGAAGCACCAAGCGGACGUCAAGCGAUCGCAAUCAAUUCUGAUCGUCGGUGGUGGUGCCGUGGGGGUGCAGAUGGCAACUGAUCUCAAAGAAUAUUACCCGGAGAAGGACAUCACGGUGGUUCAGUCCCGACCUCAGCUCAUGCCCAGCUUCCACAUUGGGCUGCAUGACCUCAUUAAGAAACGGUUCGAUGAGCUGGGAAUUAACCUUAUCACUGGAGCCCGAGUGACCAUCCCGACAGGGGGAUUCCCCACCGAUGGAAAGCCCUUCGAGGUGCAACUGACCAACGGCAACACCGUGUCUACCGAAUUUGUGAUUCUGGCGACCGGCCAAACACCGAACAACCAACUGGUUAAAAGCCUAGAGCCCUCCACCCCCGACAGUCCAUCCGUGGUCAACCCGGACAAUGGGUACAUUCGCAUCCGGCCAACAAUGCAAUUCCUCGACGAGCGUUAUUCAAAUCUCUUUGCUGUCGGUGAUAUCGCGGAUACUGGGGCCCAGAAAGCUGCACGACCUGGGGCGGCCCAAGCUGCCGUGGUUGCAAAGAACAUCGUGGCCAUGAUUGAAGGUCGUGAUCCCGAAGAGAAAUUCGUCAAAGGUCCCGGGGCAAUCCACAUUACUCUUGGAAUGAAAUAUAACGUGGUAUUCCGCAACCCCAAUGUGGCUGAAGGACAGACAGAGCCUUGGGUCAAUCCAAAGCAAGAUGGCCAAGAAGAUAUGAACGUGGAGGGCAUGUGGCAGAGGAUGGGCAUUUCGGUGGACAGCCCGCGCCAAUACCAUCUUUAA
This is a messenger RNA of Penicillium longicatenatum, 1284 nucleotides long. Its product is annotated as NAD(P)/FAD-dependent oxidoreductase. The record is from RefSeq and is a predicted model, not a curated record. The annotation marks the transcript as partial. Lineage: Eukaryota; Fungi; Ascomycota; Eurotiomycetes; Eurotiales; Aspergillaceae. Gene Ontology annotation, cellular component: cytoplasm. Gene Ontology annotation, molecular function: flavin adenine dinucleotide binding; electron-transferring-flavoprotein dehydrogenase activity. The transcript is spliced from 6 exons.